Schizosaccharomyces cryophilus OY26 is the source of this 2196-nucleotide messenger RNA. Its product is annotated as ATP-dependent RNA helicase Dbp3. Gene Ontology annotation, molecular function: RNA binding; ATP binding; RNA helicase activity. The transcript has a single exon. The coding region runs from base 61 to 1662 and encodes 533 amino acids. The record is from RefSeq and is a predicted model, not a curated record. NCBI's taxonomy places the organism in Eukaryota, Fungi, Ascomycota, Schizosaccharomycetes, Schizosaccharomycetales, Schizosaccharomycetaceae. Gene Ontology annotation, biological process: rRNA processing. Gene Ontology annotation, cellular component: nucleolus.
CGGGGACUGAAGAGAACUUUACAACUCCCUCCCUCUUUACUCUAAAGAAAAAUUUUGAAAAUGGGAAAACGCUCAAUUAAGGAGGUUAAGGAUGCUGGUUUAGAAAAAAAUGUUGAAGGAGAGGCCAUAAAACGUAAAGAAAAAAAAGCCAAGCAUGAACACAAAAAGGAAAAGAAGGAAAAGAAAUCCAAGGACAAAUCCGACACGAAAAAGAAAGACAAGAAGGAAAAGAAAAGAAAGGAGAAGUCCGAUUCAGAGUCUGCAUCUCAAGAGGGAGGUAGCAAUGAUGAAGAAGAGAAGAAUACUUUAACAGAGGGUCCCUCUCAAUCCGUGGCAAACGAAGCUGCUUGCAAAGAAUAUGCAAAGAAGCAUGAAAUUAAUUAUGUGGAUCCUAUCAGUCAAACUCCUCUUUUACCUGUAUUGAAUUUUUCAGAGCUUCCAAUCGCAGACAAUUUAAGAUUGGGUUUGAAGAACUUCAAGGAACCUACUCCAAUCCAGUCAGCUUCAUGGCCUUAUUUGUUUGCCGGAAGAGACGUUGUCGGUAUUGCCGAAACCGGAUCCGGUAAAACAGUCGCAUUCGGCAUUCCAGCUCUUCAAUAUCUUCAAAAUCUGCCUGAUGAAAAGCCAACAACGCGUAUUUUGGUUGUUAGUCCUACUAGAGAGUUGGCUAUCCAAACAUAUGAAAAUAUCAAAGGCUUAACUUCCGAUGUCUCUUUUAAGGUUGCCGUCGUUUACGGUGGUGCCCCUAAAAGUGAACAAGCUCGUGCUGCUCGUAAUGCUAGUGUAGUCAUCGGUACCCCCGGUCGCUUACUUGAUCUAAUUAACGACGGUGCUGUCGAUUGCUCAAACGUGGGAUAUUUGGUGUUGGAUGAGGCCGAUCGUAUGUUGGAUACAGGUUUCGAGCAAGACAUUCGUAACAUUAUAAGUCAAACGCCCAAUCCAUUAAAAGGAGAAGCCCGCCAGACAGUAUUUUAUAGUGCUACUUGGCCAGAAUCUGUUCGUGCACUUGCGGCUACCUUUUUGAAGGAUCCUGUUAAGAUCACUAUUGGAAGCGACGAGUUGUCUGCUUCUCAAAAUAUUACUCAAAUAAUAGAACUGUUGGAUGAUUCCAGAUCCAAGGAAAGGUCCCUAAUUAACUGCAUCUCCAAGAAUCUUGCUUCUGCUGGUGAAGGAGAGAAGAUUUUGGUGUUUGUAUUGUACAAAAAGGAAGCUGCCCGUGUUGAAAAUACCUUGGCUAGGAGGUUUAAUGCUGUGGGUAUUCAUGGUGAUAUGUCUCAGGCCGCUCGCCUUCAAGCCCUCGAAAGUUUCAAGUCAGGUAAAUCCCCUGUUCUGGUUGCUACCGAUGUUGCCGCUCGUGGUCUUGAUAUCCCCAAAGUGCAACUUGUAAUCAAUGUUACUUUCCCUUUGACAAUUGAGGAUUAUAUCCACCGUAUUGGCCGUACAGGUAGAGCAAAUACCAAGGGUGUUGCUCAUACAUUUUUUACGCCUGAAGACAAGUCCCAUGCAGGUGAGCUUAUUAAUGUUUUGCGUCAAGCUAAACAAGAUAUUCCUGAGGGAUUAUAUAAAUAUGGUACAGCUGUUAAGCCCAAGUUGAAUGCUUAUGGUAAUCGUGUGACAAAUGACGCUCCUAUGAAAGCUGCUACUAAAAUUACCUUCGAUUGAGCUUAAUUUUCGUUAACAUUCUUCCUUCGAAUAGUAAAAGCAACCAGGAUUAUGUUUGUGGAUCUAUUGUUAUUGUUCAGUGUGUUAAGUGAAAAAAAAAACCUAUAUGCCGAUCUUUUUGGGAUUCCUUAAUAUUUUUGGUUUAAACAGAAAAAUAUAUCUUUUACGUUAACAAGGACAAGGUUUAUAUAUUUUACUAAAAAUUUUGAACAGGUUAAUUCUCCUUUCUGCCUUUGUAAUAAAGUUAUUUCACCUAAAGUUGAGUUAAAUUUGAAUCAAUAUUUAUUUUAAGGGAAAGACAAUGCUCAUUUUGCAAGUUUAUGUUUCUUUGCAUGUUCAAACCCAGUGACCUUCUUUCUUUUCUGUUUUUUCAUUUCAGCAUAGUUUUCUUCACUAUGAUACGAGGAAACCGGAGUUAACCAAACCUGCAAUUGUUUAGUAUGGAAGGGGAGAUUAAGUACAUCAAUGAAGUAGAUUCCUAUGUUCCUAAGUUCAAUAUUAGUAAAAACCAGUUUUCCAAAUAAUAACAUACGC